Messenger RNA from Caenorhabditis auriculariae, 4109 nucleotides. The record is from the annotation of a GenBank genome assembly. NCBI's taxonomy places the organism in Eukaryota, Metazoa, Nematoda, Chromadorea, Rhabditida, Rhabditidae.
AUGGAGGAAAACUUCUCGUUGACGUGUGAAUUCGCGGGUCGCGGCUCUGACGUCUUCUCCCCAGGGGGCACUGUCGAAGGCUGCAUCGAGCUUCAAAUUUUUCGUCAUUUCGAGGUAAUUUAUUUUAAGAUUGGAAGUCAAGUAUUUUUCUUAAUUCUUUAAUGAGGUUAAUAAUUAAUUAACAAUUAACUGUUAAUUGUUUCAGAUACAAUGUAUCACUGUAACUCUGGUUGGAAAGGCGCAAACUUCCUGGGAAAGCGACUUUCAACAGAGAAUAUUGUGAGUUAACUUUCUUGAUUGAAAUAUAGCCUAUUGGCACUAUUUCCUCCGAGCUACAGAACCUUUGUUUCGAUACGCGUGACCCACCUCUGUGUAUGCGCCUUUAGGAUAACGUGAAUUUUUGGCUCAACUAAAGGCGCAUGCACAGCAGCAGGCCUAUCAUAUCGCAGGGAAGGCUUCUGUAGUUCAAAGAAAAACCAAAAUCGUGGCAAGCUGACGCGGAAUAGACUAUCUCUUGAACAGGAAAAAGGAAAUAGGAAUCAAAUCCUUUUGAACCUAAAUUCCAGACCUGAAAACAAUUUUCUGAUUGACUUACCACUCGUGCAAAGUCGAAUUGGUGGAUAAUGGCCGCUAAGAUAGGGACCGCAGAGCCAAGCCCACUUCGCUGUUCAAAAAACUUCGUCAUUUUCGUUGCAUUUUGGUUCUUUUUUAUAUUUUAAAACAGUUUUCUUGUACCGAUUUGAGAAAAAAUUAGGGGAAACAUACAAUCGGCUAUACUUAACAAUCCUACAUAAAAAGAAAAAUACUGAAAAAAAUGAGAAAUAAGAAUGUACGACGACAGUUUUUAAAACGCAUUUGUGGCCGAAAACGGAUAAAAAUCCCGUUUUUUCUUGAAAGUUUCUGGGCAACUUUUUUUAUUCUUGAAUAUCAUAAAGCAACUAAAAACGCAUAUUCUGGCAAAAAAUAAAAAAAUUCUAUGGUUGGCCUCAAAAAAUAACGCAAUUUGAAAAUCGCGAUUUUCGAAAUUCCUUCGAAAAUUUUCUCAAAGUAAUCUCUCCACAGGGGAACGUCGGAAUGGUGGAUAAUGGCCGCUAAAAGGAAGAGGCUCAAAAAAGGCCACAGAAAGGCCUCAAAAAGGUAGCAAAAAAGGAGCCUUUGCCACUAUAAAAGGAACAUUUCCAUAGAGCCUUUUCCCACCUUUUCCGACUUACCUAUGCACGUAAUUCAGAAAAAGCAGUUAUUUUUUAGAAAAUAACUCCGACAAAAUGAGAUGAAUAAGGUUUUUAACGACUCCAGUAUUUUUUCCCCAGUUCCCAAGGCCAACCUUUUAAAAAUUUUUUUGUGCAAAAAGUCUCGAAAUACCCCUUGAUUGACUUCUCUUAGGAAUGGCGAUGGAAUCACUAAAGAAGUGACUCCGAUCGUGUGCUACGACGAGGUGACCUACGUCAACAUUUCUGACGUCGUCUGGGCCCAGAAUCCCGAGAAUCGGUCGAUGUUCGGAGUGGGCCGGCAUCGGCUCUUCUUCUCGUUUCCAUUGCCAAACCGUUGUCCGCCGAGUUUCGAGGGCGAAUUUGGCAGCGUCCGGUAUUCGGUCACCGCCAAGGUCGACGACAAGGAGUCGCCUCGUUUCUAUUUCACAGGUUAGAGUCCAAAACUGUUAUAAACAAAUGUCUCGGACUUAAGAGUGCUGACGUUACUAAAGUGGUCACUAGAAAUACCCUGACACGGCCAGUUAGCGUUACCAAAGUCCUUGAAACUUCAAGAGUUUCCUCAAAAAAAUGUCUGAGCUUGAUUUCAACUGCGAAGUACGGUAAAAAUCUGAGAUUUCCAGUAAGACUAAGAAUAAAAAUCUCUUAAAGAAGUUGAAUGGAAUACUGUCCUUUUUCUUCUCAAAUUCCCAAUAUUUUUAGCCAUUUUCUCUCUGAUUGAUCAACUACAAGUUUGAAAUUUUAGUUUGCUGAAAUCUGUUGUUCUUUAUAGCUUUAAAAGCUCUUUUUCAUCGUCAAUUACAUGUGGCUAAAAUAAGUAUAAAAAUUAUUGAUUGAUUGAAUAGUGAUUUGAAUUUUCACAGUUUUACCUCGUGCGGAUCUGUCCCGAUGGAAUCCCCUUGGAACCAAUGUUACUGGAAGUGUCGGCACGAAAAGAACCUGUUUUUGUCUUCCCUUUAGAAGCGUCAUCUUGAGGGUGAGUUAUAAUAUCCUUCAUAAUAAGAAUGAAUCUUGAAUUUCAGUGCCGAUUGAGCAAGUUUGGCUACGUGCCAGGUGAACAACUGGUCACGGAUGUUGAAUUGGAGAAUCGUUCCAAGAAAUUGAUUGAAUCGGUUUUUUUUUUCCUAAUUUUUUUUUAAUGUUCAAUCCUAGAUCAAAAUAAUAUUAGUUCAAACAACUCACUUUUUAUCGAUAAGAGACGAGAAACACUCCACGACACUGGAACGGAAGGAGAGAAAAAGGCCGAUCACCAUUGCUGAAACGGUGGGUAAUUUUCGAGUUUGGAAAAAAAAAUAAAAGGUUGAGCCUACAGCUUUUUUUGUUCCUGAGCAUUUCUAGUAGUCCCUUUAUUGGCGUCAGUACUCUUAAGUGCUCCCUACGAAAGCUCAGAAACGUCCGGGGGGCACGUCAAGUUUGCGUUAACAGAGUUUUAAGCUAUGGCUGAUUCUGACUUGAGCCAUCGAAAAAAAGGUCCUGACACGAUAAAAAUGAGAUAGCGUCUGGUUGGUGGAGAGCACAGACAGACCACGCCCUUUUCCUAGCCGUGAAUUGGCUAUAACUAGCUUUUGGAUCUUUCCAGUGUGGCGCCAAAUAGCCAAGUGGCCCGUUUAGAGACUUUUUUUUAAUAACUUGAAGACCACUUCCUUGAGGGUUUCUGCACAUCAUGAUAUUUCCCAGCGAGCUCGCGCAACAAUUUUUUUUUGAAAACUUUUCUGGUAAACUCCUUUAAUCUUGGUCCGAAUGAACAAGAGAAAUGAGUCACCGAUAAGGUUUUUUAAAGACUUUUUCCAGAUUUUCUUUUCUCGUUACGAUAUCUACAAAAUUAUUUCCAGAAGGUCAACGUCGACCGUGGAGGAUUCCACCAAUCGGCGGUAUCGAUGGUGGUUCCGCCAUUAGUGCCGACUUUCGGCGAAUCUAUCGUCGGCAUCGACUAUCAUGUCAAGGUUUUUUUAAAGUUAAUUUAUUUUUUUUUUCUCAUUUUUAAUAUUUCUAUGCGUUGAUAAUUUAAAAAAACGAAAAAGAAGAAUAAAUGGUAAUCAAGAACGAUUAUGCCGUGUUCCAAGUAAUCACGACGAUUUAAAAAGUUGGCGCAUUUUUUUAAUAGAAAUAAUUUCGCGACAUACGUGAAAUUGGAAUUCCGGAAGCCUUUAGAAAACUUUUGGUCCUACAGCCUACAGGGUUAUAUCGCGAUAUAGUGACUUCAAAAAAAAUGUCAAUAUGAAUCCAACAUUUGAGAAUAUUUUCAAAGAGUCUCUGAAUAUAGUCUGUUUUUCGCGACUUGAAAGGGCGGGAAAAACAGACUAUAUUCAGAGCGCCCUCCUUAUCUCUCGAAGUCUCUCUCAUGUCUACGUGCUAUUUCCAUGUUUCUCUUACCUCGCUGGUGAGGGAACAGAGAGGCGCAGACAGGCAAACUGCCUGUGGUGGACGGAUUAUACCAAUUUUGCUUAUUUCGCGAAAUCACGUUUAUAAACGAAUAACGCGUCAUUUUCGAAAUCGCCAAAAUUAAUUCGAAAACGGCGUUAUAUAUCUCCCUAGUCAAGCUUUUUGUAACUUAUAAUCCAAAGAUGAGGCUUAAAAGUCAUGAAAUUUUUCUAGGUAGUAGUGACAAUGGAAACGACAUGGCGUCGUCGUACGUACAGCUCUAAACUUCCGGUUUUCAUUGGCACCUUGCCAAUUGUCUCCUCUGAAGGUGAAGAAGAAGCGUCCCCCAAGUACAAGGUCGACUACAAACGGACCAUCACCUCCAUGAAUACACUACCUCCGGUGAGAUCAUUUAGGUUCAAACUACACAUAAGUAAACAGGUAUCAAAUGACCAUUUAUGAAUAAUUCAGGUUUUCGAGCCACUCUACCCGUACUACACCGAUUUGCCAUCGACGCCGGAUGUUGCGUGGCUCUUGUAA